This is a messenger RNA of Ornithorhynchus anatinus (platypus), 6493 nucleotides long. It is a transcript of the gene CNOT12, whose product is annotated as tankyrase 1 binding protein 1. Lineage: Eukaryota; Metazoa; Chordata; Mammalia; Monotremata; Ornithorhynchidae. Gene Ontology annotation, cellular component: heterochromatin; nucleus. The transcript has 12 exons. The coding region runs from base 139 to 6066 and encodes 1975 amino acids. Gene Ontology annotation, biological process: double-strand break repair; cellular response to ionizing radiation. The record is from RefSeq and is a predicted model, not a curated record.
UUUUCCCGUCCCCACGGGGUGAUUCACGACAGCUCCCCCGGACGCCGAGUCCCUCCCUGUCCCGCUCCGCGCUGGGCGCCCUCGACUGGGGAGUCGGGACCCAAGGGGGCGGCCGUGGGAAAGGAUCCGCCGCAUGUGAUGAAUUUGUCAACGCUCAGGGAAGGCUCGGCCAUGGCUUCCCUGUCCCCGAGUUCUUCGCCCUCCCGGGAGAGCGAGGACGGGCCGCCGCCGCUGCCAGGUGGCGUCGAGCCAGGCGACCCCCGUGCCAAGCCCCCGGUCAAGCCCAAACCCGGCCCUCGGGCGUGGGCCGCCAAGCCGGCCCUGCCUGCCAAGCCCAGCCUGCUGGUGCCCCUCGGGCCCCGGCCUCCCCGCGGCCCCCUGGCCGAGCUGCCCUCGGCCAGGAAGAUGAACAUGCUGGCGGGCCCCCAGCCGUACGGAGCCGGAAGACGCCCGUCGCCCUUCGCCCCGCGCCCGGCCGCCGGGCCCCCGGCCGGGGGGGACCCCGCCGGGGCCCCCGGGACGCGGGCCGGAGGGCCGGGGAGGGAGGACGGGGCCCCGGCGGCCCCCGCCGCGAGGGGCCCGGCCCCGGGGGGCGUCCGGAAGGCCCCGGCCCCGUUCCGCCCGGCGUCGGAGCGCCUGGCCGCCGCCGCCGCCGUGGAAGACAUCCUUGCCAAGAUGGAGCGGGAGUCCCAGAGGGAGGGGCCCGCCAGCCCCGAGCGGCUCCGGGGCUCCCGCCUGACGUUCGACCACGACGGCGGCUCCCGCUACGGCCCCAGGGGCCACGGCGCCGCGCGGGGCCCGGCCGACGGGGAGCGGAGCGGCCCCCGGGCCCCGGGGGGAGGCUCCGGCCCGGGCUCCCGGGCCCCGGAGCGAGACGGCGGGCCCGACCGGAGGGCCCGGGAGAGUGAACCCGGGCUCCGGCCGGAUCCCAGUGAGGACCCGGCCCCGCCGAGAAGGCCGGAGGCGUCCCUUGACGCUUCUAAGCCCCGGAUCCCCUCCCCCCCCGGCCCCGCUGACAAAGGAUCUCCCCGCCUUUCGGAAACCCCGGGCUCCGCCGGUCCCCCCACCGGGGUCUCUCUCCGUCUCUCUGGCCUCUCUGACGGCCCCAAGCCCUUCUCCUCACACCCCGGCGAUGAGCUCGUGGGAUCCGAGGGUCCGGGUUCCCCGGGGGGCUCCGCCGGCCUCCCUCGGGCCCCGGCACCCCACGGUCCGAUCGUCUCCUCGGGCGACUCCCCUCGUCCGGCCGAGGCGCCGGCCGGCGCCCCGCCGAGCCCCCUCCCCGAGGCCUCGCCUCGCCUCGCCGAGGCCCCUCCGGCCGGUAGUCCGGCGUGUCCUUCCCGGGGAUCCCCCGGCCUCUCCGGGCCUCCCCGAUCCCUCGGCCCGGCUCGCCCCCCCGAGGGGUCCCCGAGCGCCUGCGGUCCGGCCCUUCCCUCCGAGAGGCCCCCCGGCUCUCCCGAGGCCCCAGACCCUCCGGGCCCAGAGCGCCCCAGCGUCGCCUCCCCCCGGGCUCCGCUCCCGGGGACCCCCUUCGGGGAGCACGUGCGGACGUUCCCGGCGGAAGAGGUCGGGGAGGAGGCGAGCCGGCGGCCUCCGAACCUGGAGCAGCGCCGCUUUUCCGAGGGCGGGCUGCGGCCCCCGGAGCGGGCCCGGGCUGAGCUGGGGGGGUCUCUGGCCGCCCUGCCCCGGCCCCGGGAGGGAGGCGGCCCUGCCCUGGACCGCCCCUUCGGGGGCGGGACGGAGUCCAACUGGAGCCUGUCCCAGUCGUUCGAGUGGACCUUCCCCGCGCGGCCCUCCGGCCCGGGCGUCUGGCGCCUGGACUCGCCGCCGCCGUCGCCCAUCACGGAGGCGGACGACUCCGGCCUCUCCGAAGGGGAGGGAGGGGACUCGGAACGGGAGCACGGGCCCGGGAUCCCGCGGCCGGGCCCGGCCGGCGCCGCCCCCCGGCCCCGCGCGGGGCGCGACGACGGCCGAGUCGCCGGAGGGGACGAGGGGUCUCCCGGCUCCGAGCCCCCGCGGCCUCCCGUUCGUCCCCUGGAGCCUCGAGGUCGGGGGUCACCGGGGCCGGCCCCGCCGCAGGCCGAGGAGGCGCGCGGGCCCGGGGAGGCCCUACCCGCCGCCGCCCGGCCGCUGACGGAGCCCGUGAGGGGACUGGAGCCCGCGGCCCUCCCGGCCCAGCCCUGCGUCUCGUUCGCCGACGCCGACCUCCCCGAGCGAGCCGCGGCCACGCGGGAGGACGGCGCCGCCCUGGCCCGGGCCACCGGCGCCCCUCGGGCCGAGGAAGGGGGCCCCCGGGGGGCGUCCCCGGAACCCCCGGAAGGAGACGCCCGCUGGCUGGACGAGCUCCUGGCCUCCCCGCCGCCCGGCGCCUCCGGCCCCGCGGAGGAGGCGGAACCGGAGCGGCGGGAGACCCCGGCGUCGGACGCCAGGCCCGAGGGACUCCUCGGCUGGGCCCAGAAGGACCUGCGGAGCGAAUUUGGGAUCGGAGGGGACAGCCCAUCCGGGGAAUUCAGCCCCUCACCCUGGGCCAGAGAGUCCUCCGGGGGAUACGGCCUCGGAGGCUCGGGUUCCGAGCGCGACCCGGGCUCCGGGGAGAGGGACUGGGCCCGAGAGUACGGCGGCGGGGGCGGCCGGCGAGGGCGGGAGGGGUGGGCCGGCACGUUCGGCCUCGGCCGGCCCGGAGCCGGCGGCGAGUUCGACCUCGGCCCCGGCGGAGACCGAGGAGGGAGAUUCGGCUCAGGGGUCCCGGAUCGGGCCCGCGCCCGGGACGGGGAGUCGGGGGAGAGCCUGCAAGCGGGCGCCUACGGCUCCGACGCGGCCGCCCGGCGGGACGGGGAGUUUGGGAAGACGGAGCCGAGAGGGGAGCACGGCUACGGCGACGCCGACCGCCGGGACGGAGAGUUCGGCGAGUGGGACCGGACGAGGGAGUUGAGCGGGGGCAGCGAUGUCGACCCGUGGGGCGGGGGCUUUGGCGAGAGAGACUCGAGCGGUGGGUUUGGCCGGGGGACUUCGGAACCGCGGGGGGGGCGGUUUGGGAAGGCAGAGCAGAGCAGCGAAUCCAGCGUCGGGGAUUCCGGGAAGGAGGAGGAGGAGGACCCGAAGGGGUCGCGUCGUCCCGGCAGCCCCGGCCUGCGGGGGAGGCAGCUGGACGUGAGCGACUGGGGCGGCGAAUUUGGCACCGCCGACACCGCCCGCCAGAACAGAGAGUUCGAGACGAGGGACCAGGCCGGAGCGUUCCACGCCGGGGACGCCGAUCGGCGGGAUAGAGGGUUCGAGAAGAGGGACCGGGCCGGGGUAUACGGCGCCGGCGACGCCGACCUCCAGGCUAGAGAGUUCGGGAAGAGGGACCGGGCCGGGGUAUACGGCGCCGGCGACGCCGACCUCCAGGACAGAGAGUUCGAGAAGAGGGACCCGGCCGGGACGUUCGGCGCCGGCGACGCCGACCGCCAGGACAGAGAGUUCGAGAAGAGGGACCCGGCCGGGACGUUCGGCGCCGGCGACGCCGACCGCCAGGACAGAGAGUUCGAGAAGAGGGACCCGGCCGGGACGUUCGGCGCCGGCGACGCCGACCGCCAGGACAGAGAGUUCGAGAAGAGGGACCGGGCCGGGACGUACGGCGCCGGCGACGCCGACCGCCAGGACAGAGAGUUCGGGAAGAGGGACCCGGCCGGGACGUUCGGCGCCGGCGACGCCGACCGCCAGGACAGAGAGUUCGAGAAGAGGGACCGGGCCGGGACGUUCGGCGCCGGCGACGCCGACCGCCAGGACAGAGAGUUCGAGAAGAGGGACCGGGCCGGGACGUACGGCGCCGGCGACGCCGACCGCCAGGACAGAGAGUUCGGGAAGAGGGACCGGGCCGGGACGUACGGCGCCGGCGACGCCGACCGCCAGGAUCGAGAGUUCGGGAAGAAGGACUGGAUGAGCGAAUACAGCAGCAGCGAUGCCGACCGGCAGAACGGGCCCUUCGGAAGGAGAGAUGAACCUGGGGCUUAUGGCGGCAGGGAGGGUGACCACCAGGACAGGGAGUUUGGGAAGACGGACUGGACCACCGAGUUCAGGAGCUCCGAGACCCGGCGGCCAGAAAGGGAGUUCAGCUUGGACGGGCGGGACUGGAGCAGUGACUUCUGCAUCGAAGGCAGCGAUCGGGGAGACCAGUUCGGCGUCAUCGGGACGGACCGGGGCAGCUGCUCGGGAAUGGCCACCCGGAGUCCAACCGGCAAGGUCGGAAACGCAGACUUCGUAUCGUCCGGGCAAGUGUCGGUGGGAAAGACGGACUGGACCAGCGAUCUGGGCCUCAGGAACCUGGACGUGCCCGUAGGCGAGGCCAGAGAGCAGGGAGUGGGACAGGUGGACUGGUCGCACGACCUUGGCCUCGGAAGCCUGGACGUGGCCGGCGGCCCGGGGUCCGGAGGGGCCGGGGCAGCCGGCGAACCCGGGAGGGGACGGAGAGAUUGGACCCGAGAUCUCGGCCCGAGUCACGUGGACGGGUCCGGCGGUCCCGGCCAGGCCGGGGACCGCGGAGCGGGUCAGAUGGACUGGACCCCCGAUCUCGGACUGAGGAACGUAAGCGUGUCCGGCGGAGACUCCGGAGGCUCUCUGGAGUCAAGAGGGCUUGGCGUAGGCCAGGCCGACUGGACCCCUGACCUCGGACUGAGAAACAUGGACUUGACCGGCGGCUUGGGGUCAGGUGGCCCCGCAGAGGCCAGAGAGCACGGGGUAGGAUGUACGGACUGGACCCGCGAUCUUGGCUUGAGGAGAACGGAUCUGCCUAGCGGCGCGGAGCCGGGAGACCCGCCCAGCGAGACCCGUCAGCGUGGAGUCGGACAGACGGACCGGUCGCCGGACCCGGGGCUCCGGAACGCGGACCUGCCGGGCGACCUGGGCCCCGGCGGCCCGAGCGAAGUCAGAAGAUGCGGGGUGGGACAGGCGGACCGGUCCCGCGACCGCGGCCCCACAGACGCCGCUUCGCCUCGCCGUCUGGGAACGGGCAGGCCCGGUGAGGCCAGAGGACUUGGAGUGGGAGAGACGGCCUGGUCGCGCGCCCCUGAGAGUCGAUCCGGAGACUCCUCCGCUCAGCCCUCCGGCAGCGGGGCCUCGGGCACGGAGCCGGAGCCGGACGUCCCCGAUCCCGGCGACCUGGGGACCAGCCCAGGCGGACACCUCUCCCGCUCGUCGCCCGCCGGCUCCAAGAGCCUGCUGGAGGAGAUGCUGGCCAACAGCUCCUCCAAAGCGGCGGCCCGCAGGGAGAGGGCGGCCUCGGGCCUCAGCGGGCCGCCCGAGGAGGAGGAGGGGGAGGAGGAAGAGGAGGAGGAAGACGGGGCGGCGGCUGCGGCCGAGGCGGAGGGCGUGAAGGAGGCGUCCCCCGAGCUGGGAGAGGACCCCCUCCUCCCCCGGCGAGCCCAGCCCGACGGAGAGGCCGGUCGGGGAGAGGAGCCGGACGGAAGCCAGGCCCCCUCGGGGGACGGACGGGAGACGGCCCCCGCGGCCCCGCCGGCCCCGGCUCCGCGGCGGCUUCUCCGCAGCUUCACCGCCGGUUCUUCCGGCCAGGAUUUCUCCUUCAUAGAGGACACGGAGGUCCUGGACAGUGCCAUGUAUCGGAGCCGUGCCAACCUGGGGCGCAAGCGUGGGCACCGGGCUCCGGCCCUCCGGCCGGGGGCCACCCUGGGGUUGGCCGAAUCCACCGACUCCUGGCUCUUUCAGGACUCCACAGAGCCCCGGCCAACCCGGAGGGCGUCGUCAGACGAGGAAGCGGUGGAGGAGCCGCAGAGCCGCCGGACCCGGAUGACCCUGGGGCCCAAGGGCCUGAAAGUCAACCUCUUCCCUGGCCUGAGUCCGUCGGCCCUAAAGGCCAAGCUGCGACCCCGGAACCGCUCGGCCGAGGAAGGGGAGCAGGUGGAGGCCAAACCCACGCAGAAGGAAUCCCUGGUUCAACGUUCCAAAUCCUGCAAAGUUCCCGGCCUGGGCAAGCCCCUGGUCCUGCCCCCGAAGCCGGAGAAGUCCUCAGGGUCAGAAGGGUCGUCUUCUCCUACUUGGCUGCAGGCGCUGAAGCUGAAGAAGAAGAGGGUAUGAGGAGGAGCUGUUGAGGUUGCUCCUGCUUGGAGUCUCGGGCAGCCCCCACCGUGGGGGUCGGGGGAGGGACGAGGAGAGGAUUGGAGCCCGGCCUGCACCCCCUUCCCCACGUUGUCGCUGAGCCCCCGCAGAGCAUGGAGGAGGAGGAGGAGGAGGGGGGAGGAGCAGGAGGAGGAGGAGAAAGACGGGAGGGGGAGGGGGAGGCCCAGGCACAUUUAUGCACUUUGUAUCGUCCUCGCACCCUCUCUUUGGUUUCGGUCAUUAGCGGUUGACGGUUUUCGGCCCCCUCCACCUCCCCGCCGGCUGAUUUUCUUUUGAUACCACUUUAUAGCAUUUUUAUAAAGUCUCUGGUUUUGUAAUGAGCAGCAGAGCCCCCCUCCUCCUCCUCCUCCUCCUCCUCCUCCUCCUCCUCCUCCUCGUCUUUUCC